AUGAGCAAUUCGGCUGCUUUGGCAUCAUCAUCACGCUCACCCGUGGCUGUGUUUCUUGCCUUCUCCCUCGUCUGGCUCUCCAGCCACGUCCUUGCCGCCGGACACCCUGACUACACCGACGCGCUCACCAAGUCGUUGCUCUUCUUCCAGGGGCAGAGGUCCGGCCGCCUGCCGGCGGACCAGGCCGUCAAGUGGAGGUCCAACUCCGCCAUGUCCGACGGCUCGGCCGCAAACGUCGACCUCACCGGCGGCUACUACGACGGCGGCGACAACGUCAAGUUCAAUUUCCCCACGGCGUUCACCACGACCAUGCUGUCGUGGAGCAUCAUCGAGUACGGUGGGCGGAUGGAGGGGCGCGUUCACGACGCGCGCGCCGCUGUACGGUGGGCGACGGACUACCUCCUGAAGGCCGCCAAGACGACCCCGGGCAAACUCUACGUCGGAGUGGGCGACGCCGACGCCGACCACCGCUGCUGGGAGCGGCCGGAGGACAUGGACACGCCGCGGAAUGUGUACGAGGUGUCGGCGUCCGCCCCGGGGUCCGACGUCGCAGGGGAGACCGCGGCCGCGCUCGCCGCAGCCAGCCUGGUCUUCAAGGCCGCCGACCCGGACUACUCCAGGAGGCUGGUCGCGGCGGCCAGGGACGUAAUGGCGUUCGCUUGGCAGCAUCAGGGGAAGUACAGCGACCACGUCGGCGGCGGCGUGAGCAACUACUACCCGUCCUACUCCGGCUACAAAGGUGACGAGCUCCUAUGGGGAUCCGCAUGGCUGCUCUGGGCGACGAAGAACAGCUCCUACCUCAACGACCUCAUCUCCCUCGGCGCCAACGACGGCGUCGACAUGUUCAGCUGGGACAACAAGCUCGCCGGAGCGCGCGUUCUUCUGUCACGAAGAGCCCUGUUGGACGGGGACAAAAGGCUGGAACCCUUCACGCGUCAAGCGGAGGAGUUCAUCUGCCGCGUCCUGCCCAAGUCCAGCUCCCCUUCGUCCACGACGCCGUACACGCCGGGCGGGCUGAUGCACCGGUCGGGCAACGCCAACCUGCAGUACGUCGCCUCCGCGAGCUUCCUGCUCACCACCUACGCCAAGUACAUGGCCGUCUCCAACCACGCCUUCUCCUGCCAGAACCUCCCCGUCACCUACAAGUCCCUGAGGGCACUGGCCAAGAGGCAGGUGGACUACGUGCUAGGCGACAACCCGCUGGGGAUGUCCUACAUGGUGGGCUACGGUGCGCGCUCCCCGCAGAGGAUACACCACAGGGCGUCCUCCAUGCCGUCCAUGGCCGCGCACCCGGCGCACAUCGGCUGCCAGGAGGGUUUCCAGAGCUACCUCUACGCCAGCGGCCCUAAUCCCAACGUGCAUACCGGCGCCAUCGUCGGCGGGCCGGACCAGAACGACGCGUUCCCGGAUGACCGCGCCGACUAUGCGCGGUCGGAGCCCACCACGUACACCAACGCACCCCUGGUAGGUUGCCUCGCCUACUUUGCGGGCAGCUACAAGAAAGAAAAAAAAGAGACCAACCAAGGACUAACCCUCGUUGGCAUUUAUUUAUAGAAGAAACUCCGCGAGCAUCACGCGUUCAAGUCGGGAUUUGAAUUCGGGUGGGCUAGCAGCAACCUCAGCUGCCAAGCCAACGGGUCGACGCCCCGUCCUCGGCAGCUACAAGAAAUGACUACGACGUAGAAUCUUUCUACAGCGCUACCUCGGUCUCAAAAUAUAAGACAUUUUUCAGUUUAAUUUUAAACUGAAAAAAAUACCUCCGUCUCUUAUAUUCUGAGACGAGGUAAUUACUACUCCCUCCGUCCCUUAAUGUAAGAUGUUUUUUUGACAUUUUUUGACACUAUACUAGUGUCAAAAUACGUCUUACAUUAUGAGACGGAGGAGUAUUUAGCUGAUAAAAACAACUUACCAAGGUGUUUAUUAAGCGUUUAGGAAUUAAGUGU
This is a messenger RNA of Triticum dicoccoides, 1943 nucleotides long. RefSeq names its product endoglucanase 11-like. The record is from RefSeq and is a predicted model, not a curated record. Lineage: Eukaryota; Viridiplantae; Streptophyta; Magnoliopsida; Poales; Poaceae. Gene Ontology annotation, biological process: carbohydrate metabolic process. Gene Ontology annotation, molecular function: hydrolase activity, hydrolyzing O-glycosyl compounds. The coding region runs from base 1 to 1554 and encodes 517 amino acids. The transcript is spliced from 4 exons.